UUUCAAAUGUUAUACGCAAGAAGUUUAUUUACAUCGCAACUCGUCGUUUUGUCGUGUUUGUUUUUUACAUUCUUCUCGUGAAAUUUAUGUAUUUUCAGCACGAUUGUUGAUCGUAAAUCAUAUUUUUAACAGCGAAAAACAGUCUGUAUCAGUUGUUUACUCAAACAUGGCGACCAAUGGCUCAGAGCUGCAGAUUGACGAUGGCGUACUCCGGUGUAGAACCUGUCUCGCAGCUGAAGUAGAUGAGCUAAUAUCCCUCCACUGUCGGUGCGAAUCACAGGACAAACUGGUCAUGGAUAUGCUAUCCGAAGUGGCGCCCCAGACGCGUUCCCACAGGAACAGUGAAUUGCCGCAACACGUUUGCGACCAUUGCCUCGUCCAACUGGAUGAAGCGUUUACGUUCCGGAAGCAGGUUCAGAAUGCGCUUUUAGGGUUUCGCCAAGCACAGGACUGGGAAGAAUGUUGCCGCACCUGUCAGCGUGACUCUGUGGAUGAACUGAUUUCGGUGUUCUGCGUUUCCAGCGAGGAAGACAAGCUGGUUGCCGACAUGCUGAAGGAUUGCUGUGGAGUUCCUCGUCCUUCGGCCAAUGAUUGUCUGCCUCAGCAUAUUUGUGGAGAAUGCUUCGAUAGUUUGUUCUCCACGCAUACGUUUUGGGUUAUGGUUGUAAAAUCGGAUUUGAACCUGAGAAAUGCGUUGAAUACAAAAAAGAGACAAUCCAAACUGCCUCCACCGGUGCAGAAGAAGUUCGUCCCUCGAUUGGACGAAGAGUUGGAUCCUUUUAUCUAUCCGGAUUCCCUUGGUAUGGAUGGAGAGGAGAUGAUGAAGCAUUUCUUAACCACGGAGGAUGCUGAAUACUAUGAACAAUUGACGUUCUCCGGAGUUAUCUGUUGCUGUGGGAAGCUGUUGGGAAGCGAUGAAGAGUGGCAGGAACAUCGCCGGGAAGUUCACACAAUCCAGGAAUUGCCUUCCACCGCCAGGAACAAAUGUGAUAUUUGCUAUCUGAAAUUUCAGUACGCUUUACAGUUAAGCGAACACCUGGAAAAUCGCGACCGAAAGCACUUCUAUCGCUGUAAAAUUUGUAACAUUCUUACAAAAGAAUUGAGAAACUUACAGCUGCACUUUGAGUUCACCCGAUUCCAUCCCAUCCUGGAGGACACCGAGGAGGAGCGAAUCAACUUUGAUGUAAAGGCUGGAACGAUUUAUACGCCACCAGGAACGUGCUGCGAUUGUUAUGAGGAGUUCGAAACGGGUGAAUAUCUUCUCGAACACACCUUACAGCAUCAUUUCCCAGAACGAGAACAUCAACCCAUGUUCCAGUGUAUGAUUUGCUACAACAGCUUCACGGACAAGCAGUCCCUUCUGAAGCACCAGCUGACAUACAAAGGAUCUAGAGCUUAUCGUUGCUUGACCUCAGGCUGUAAAUUUCAAACAACCGAUCGCUUAGAAAUGAAGAAACACAUAGAAGCCGAUCUACACCUGAAUGCCAGUAUGCUUCCAGCCGUAGCAACCGAACCGGAAAUAACGGAAUACUUCUGUUGCUUCUUCCUGUGCACCGGUUCAUUCGGAACCUACGAAGAUCUGGAACACCAUUGCAUAAACGACCACGCUGAGCAACGUGCAACAAAUCGUUCUUUCCUACCGGGAGGCACAACCAACAUUUGCCCUCUCUGCAUCCGCCACUUCCAAUCAGAUGCCAUUUUCAAAAAGCAUCUUCGGAAGCAAAACGAACGAAACUACUCCUGCGGUACGUGCGGCAAGAAAUUCUUCUGUCGCGAAGUUCUUUACAGGCACGAAAAGAUUCACUCGGAACCACCGUCCGAACCGGCCGUCUUCCCAUGCGAUCAAUGCGGGGCAACUUACGCCGGGAAGUACACUCUGGCGAAGCACAUCAAAAAGAUCCAUCAGGGGAUCUUGCCGGAUCUUUGCACCACUUGCGGGAGGAGUUUUGCCAACAAGUCGGCCCUCAGAAAUCACAUCGCCAACGUCCACCUGGAAAUACGUCCACACAAGUGCCACAUCUGCCCGCGCCAGUUCGGAUCGAAACUAUCGCUCCAGAAGCAUCAGGCCAACCACACGGGCGAGCGGCCGUACAAGUGCACCCAAUGUGGGCGUGCCUACAAGUAUGCGAGCGACCUGAAACGCCACGAAGACAUCGCCCACCUGAACCUGAGGCCGUUCGUGUGCGAUCAGUGCGAGGCAAGCUUCGCCCGGAGCCGCGAACUGCGCGUCCACAUGACCAGACACACUAGGGAAAAGUUCUUCAAGUGCGCGGUGGAGGGCUGCGACUAUUCGACCAACUUCAGGAAACGCAUGACGGACCAUGAAGCCAGACACGAUGAGGAAAGCAAUGAUAACGUUUGAAAUAGUAUUAGGUCAAUACAUUUUUUCUUGAUCUUUAGAUCAAUGGUUCGUUGCGCACUCGAAGUAUCGCAGGCAUGAUUCCUACGAAUUGUAUGAAUAUUAGGGCAUAGAUAUAAGGAACAAACAAAUAGAUUGUACCUAGUACAUAUUUUGAUUUAGUUCAAAUAAAUUGUUUUAAACGAAA
Messenger RNA from Aedes aegypti (yellow fever mosquito), 2546 nucleotides. Its product is annotated as zinc finger protein 568. Gene Ontology annotation, biological process: regulation of transcription by RNA polymerase II. Bases 167 to 2362 code for a protein of 731 amino acids. NCBI's taxonomy places the organism in Eukaryota, Metazoa, Arthropoda, Insecta, Diptera, Culicidae. The record is from RefSeq and is a predicted model, not a curated record. Gene Ontology annotation, molecular function: zinc ion binding; RNA polymerase II cis-regulatory region sequence-specific DNA binding; DNA-binding transcription factor activity. The transcript is spliced from 2 exons. Gene Ontology annotation, cellular component: nucleus.